GUCAAAAAAGUACAAAAGUGUUUCAAGAUCAUCUCUGGGUAGUUGUGGAUGUGCUCUGGUGCUCGAGAAGGAUAUUUUGUCGUUAUUGGAAAUAAAGUAUAAGGAAAUAUGGAGUGGUUAGGAUCCUCAAUAGAUACAUUUUACAGCCUCUCAAGCUGGUACCUUGGAAGUGCUAUGACUUCUUGCUACAUCCUGUAUUAUUUAUUUGAAGUAGUGAAGAAACCCAUCUUAGCUACAAAUCCAAAAGGAAAAUUUUCCGAGUUCAUUGAAAAAAACAUGCCACUUUUAAAAGAAAAAUUUUGGCCCACUUUGUGGUGUAUAGAAUCGAGAGCUCAAACUAUUAUUGCUGCAUUGGUUCGAGUAUCAUUCAUUCCAGUUAUAUCAUACAAGAGAGAAAUCCUGAAGUUAAAAGAUGGAGGAGAAGUUUGCUUAGAUUCUCUAGAACCAAAAGAAGGAUCGUCUUCCAAUGCUCCAACAAUUAUAGUUUUACCUGGUUUAACUGGGAGUAGCAACUCAGAUUAUAUCAAAGGAUUAGCUUUGACAGCCUCAGAUCUUGGAAUUAGAUUAGUUGUCUUCAAUCAAAGAGGAAUAGGAAUUCGCAUUACGACUCCUCGUACUUAUUGUGCUUCUAACUGUGAAGAUCUAGUUGAAGUUAUUGAUCAUGUAAAAUCAAAAUAUGAGGGUUCUAUACUAGGCGCUGUAGGCAUUUCUAUGGGUGGGUUGAUUCUUGGUAACUACCUUUCAUCACCAGAAGGAACUAAAACACCGCUUUCUUGUGCAAUGAUAAUAUCUGUCCCAUGGAAUGUUCACAUUGGCACUCAAAGUAUAGAGACACCAGUCGUAAACAUGCUUCUCAAUAGGCACUUAGCUAGCGGUCUCUGCAACAUAGUUCGAAGCAUGCGGUCUGUUCUGGAUACUGGAAAAUAUGCCAUUGAUGAUAUUCUUAAGAGUAAAACUAUCAGAGAAUUUGAUAGUAAAUACACAGCAAGGGCAUUUGGAUAUAAGGAUGUUACUGAUUACUACAAUCAUGCUACGAUCCAUGACAAAAUACAUAAAGUUACCAUACCCGUGCUGUGUCUAAGUUCUGCUGAUGAUCCUUUCCAACCAAUUGAAGGUAUCCCAAUGGAUGACGCUUACAAAAUGGAUAAUCUCUGUAUUGUAGUGACAUCAAGAGGUGGACAUAUUGGCUUUAUGGAAGGACUUUGUCCCAUAAACAAAGAACAAUAUAUGUUCAGGAUUUUUGGUGAAUAUUUCAAAACCAUGCUUUUAGAAGAUGGAGUAAAACACUUUCAGAAGGAAAGUGAAGUUUUGACAUAAAAGUAAUACUUAAUUAUGCUUGUUGGCUCUCUCUUUUUUUUCUCUUCCAAUUGCUAUUAAGAAAGAAAUUAUAUUUUUAGGGGAACGCAUGGUUUUAUUUUGUUGAUUUGCCUCAUAAAUUUUUCAUUUAUAAUUUAUUUUUAAAACCUUAGUAUUAAACAUGAAUUAUCAGGUUUUAAUAUUUCUAUCCCUUUACUGUGAAAGUCUAACAUCGGUUAUUUAUGUCUUUGCUCCCAGUAUUGACGUUUUGAAACAGCCGAUAUUCUCCUUUAUUUAGUUUUGGAAAAAUUUCGAUGGGAAUAGUUGACUCCUAUUUAUCUGAUUCUGCUGAAAUUGACAUGAUUCUGUAUAGUAAAAAGAACUUACUAUUCAGAAAAAAAUACAUUCAUAUUAGCAAUAAAAUUUUUUUGAGGGGAAGCUAAGAAAUAAGGUACCAUUUGCUCAUGAAAGUUAUUUAAUACAAAAUCUUACAUUCUUGAUUUCGUUUACUUUUGCAUGUAUUAGAAUGUACAAUAUACAUUAUUCUCUUAAAACAUUAUGUAUGAAUACAUAUUAGUCUGAAGAAGGUAGAAAACCACAAAUGAAAACUAGGAGAAAUGAGAAAAUGAAAUAGUAAGAAAUUAUUUCAUUAUCACAAUUCAUAGUUUUAUAGAUUUAUGUAUUUAAAAUUUAAACAAAAAUGGUGAGGAAAUUCUUUAAUUACUAUAAAUUCCUGAGACCAGAAAAAAACACUUUAAUUUAAUUAAAGGAUUUUAUGAUCAUUUUGUUUAAAUAUAUUCUCGAAUCUGAUCUUUUAUAGUUAGUUAGUAGGUUAUUAAAAAAUAGAAAAUCUGUAACUUCAGUAAUAACUGUAAAGUUUCC
Messenger RNA from Nezara viridula (southern green stink bug), 2178 nucleotides. The record is from the annotation of a GenBank genome assembly. NCBI's taxonomy places the organism in Eukaryota, Metazoa, Arthropoda, Insecta, Hemiptera, Pentatomidae.